Prorocentrum cordatum is the source of this 1689-nucleotide messenger RNA. The record is from the annotation of a GenBank genome assembly. NCBI's taxonomy places the organism in Eukaryota, Dinophyceae, Prorocentrales, Prorocentraceae.
AUGCUGCGGCUGGGAGUGGACGGUGAUGGGAAUGUCAAUCCAUCGCAAUUUUCUACAUUGAUGCGUGAACAACAGCGUAUUGCACAAGAAAAUCAACAGGCGAACAUCCAGCUCAUCAUGCGCAUGCAGGCCGACCUGCAAGAGAGGCAGCAGAAAUGGCAAGAGCAAAUGCUCCAAACAAUGCAAGCAGCAAUGUUGGCGCAUACUUCGCCGCCUUCUGUGCCUGCACCUGCGCCUGCCCCGCUGGCUCAGGCGACCGCCCCGGUGGUUGUGGUCAGCGCUGCCAUGCAGCAGCGGGAGCAGUACACCAUGAACAUCCCAGGCGCGGUGAACAAAGAGUUGGAAAAACGUACCUUUGAUUUCGAGAAGAAUGUGUCUACACUCAUGCGUACCAAGGCCGCGUUAGAGAAAGCACGCGGCGAUGUUGCUAUUUUGACAAGUAACGACAACGAUAAUUAUCCUAAUGGGGUGCGGGCCUUCAAAACGAGCUCCACUGCAACAGAACUUGAUAUUGAAUUGCCAGAAGCACGUUCUGAGGAUUUUGUUGUCAGGCUGCUGGUUCCCAGAGGGUCUUCCGUCUGGGAGGCCAUGCGGGUUGUUCACCGUGGCAUGUCGCGUUUCUUCAAAGAGUCCACCGUGAAGGCGCCGGAGACCCACGAGCAAUCGUUGAGGAGCAACGCUACUAAGGAAGAGUUCGCGAAAAUGGCCAGUACGAUUUUGGAUAACGUCACGAAACACCAUGCCACCGAGCUGGGCCUUGAGGCCCCCCUGAAGAAGCCGAUCGAGCCAUCGAUCGCGAGUGCCAAGAUUGAAACGUUGUAUUCGAAGAUGAUAGACAAGGUACAUCGCCCUGAGGAGAAAAAGAAGAAAGACGCACAGAAGGAAAAGGAGGAUCGCAUGAGGCAGGGAAAGGAAAUUUUAAAAGCGCAGCCUGAGGAGUUGUUUGCAGAAGUGGUUGCUCGGAAGGUGGACGAGCGAUUGAACCAAGAAGGGUUGAUAUCGCUGGACUCCGACAUGGGCGUGCCGCAGGCUCCGGGUACCAUUGCCGACGUCGUGAACGCAGUCAUGGAACCGCGGAGGUCAAAAAAACGGUGGGGCCCCGGGGGCAGCUCCGGGGAGCACGAAGGCUGGCGCCAAGUCCACAGGCAAGGCAGGCAAGAAAGGCAAGGGCAAGGGCGACCCUUGGCUUUGGAAAGACAAGAGCAAGGGCAAAGGCAAAGGCAAAGGCAAGCAAAAGGGUCGUCCAGGUACAGACGGUGGAAAGCGUGGGCCGCCACGCAAAGGUCCAAACACAAGGACCAGAGGGAGUCGCGGCGCCGCUGGCAGAAGGGCCAGUGGCUCGAGAGCAUGAUGCGAGGCGCGUCUUUCGCAGAUUGGCUCUCCAUCGCGCAGUACAACGCCAAAGCUUCCAAAGUUUACAUAUAUGACCUUCGGAAUGGGGCAGUCCGCCCGUCAGACGCAGUGCCUUGGCCGGUGAAGUGGUUGUUGACUAAUUUUCACCAUAAGCAUGUUUUCUGCCCUGGUAUGCUCCCCAACGUGGCGAACGUCAGAAACGAUGUGGUCUCUUUCAUUAACACGGUGCAUCACCGGUGCUGUCGCGAGGGACCCGAUGAGGAACAAACAUUGCCGUACAGGGUGCGUGGAUGGAUCACUCCCCCCUGCUCGGCAACAGUCCCUCUGGGCUUGUAA